UCAACCACGAGUACAGUUAAGAGAUUUCAUAUUCCACCAAUCACAGGCACUUAAAAUCUGAAAUAUAAGGCAUAACACAUGUGUAAAACUCCAAAAGGCUGGGAAAAAAAGAAAGAAACACAAUCAAUGAGAAAAUUCCCGAAAAAUACUAACUGAGAUAUACGUGGAGCCAUACAGAAAAAAGCUGUAUUGACAAAGCAAAUACAAGACAGCAUUGAAGCAGGGUAUAAAAGAGUGAAAAUAGAGCAAAUCCAGAAGAGAGAAACAUAAAAGAAAAUUAAGAAGAAGAAAGGAAAGAUUUCGGCAAAUCCCAGCAUGCAUUGUCUACCCUUAUUCUACCUUUUCAUGGUAACCUGUGACUGUUUCAGAAGGAUUCCACUCAAUAGAAUGCCAUCAAUACGGGAAACUUUGCAGGGGGUAGGAAUAAAGUUAACUGACGUUUUUCCUCAGCCGAGGAUGAAGGGGGAUAAGAAUCCUAAUAAUGGAACAGCUCCAACUGUACUUACCAACUACAUGGAUACACAGUAUUUUGGUGAGAUCAGUAUAGGUUCUCCACCACAGACAUUCAAGGUAGUGUUUGAUACAGGUUCUGCCAACCUGUGGGUGCCAUCGAAACGCUGCUCUCCCCUCUACAGUGCCUGUGUGUCUCAUAACAGAUAUGAUUCCACUAAAUCCCAGACGUACAUGGAAAAUGGGGAAGGCUUCUCUAUUCAGUAUGGCUCUGGGGGAGUGAGAGGAUUCUUGAGCCAGGAUGUUGUGGUGGUAGCAGGUAUUCCGGUUGUACAAGUUUUUGCUGAAGCUACAGCCCUUCCAGCCUUUCCAUUUAUCUUUGCUCACUUUGAUGGAGUCCUGGGCAUGGGCUUUCCUGGCCAGGCCAUUGAUGGCAUUACCCCUGUUUUUGAUCGGAUCUUAUCAGAGCAAGUUCUGCAGGAGGAUGUCUUCUCUGUGUACUACAGCCGGGAUUCUCACCGGAAACCAGGAGGGGAAAUCAUCCUCGGAGGUUCAGACCCUUCUUACUACAAAGGGAGCUUCCAGUAUUUAAGUUUGGAGAAGAAAGGAUAUUGGCACAUCAACAUGAAGGGGGUGUCUAUUGGGGCAGAGGUCUUAUUUUGUGAAGAUGGGUGCUCAGUAGCAAUUGACACAGGAGCUGCUUACAUCACUGGUCCAGCUGGUUCAGUGUCUGUCCUCAUGAAGGCUAUUGGGGCUAUGGAAUUGGCAGAGGGAGAGUACAUUGUGGACUGUGAUAAAGUUUCUCAACUUCCUGACAUCUCCUUCCACAUGGGUGGGAGUGAGUACACACUGAAGGGACCAGCAUAUAUUCUACAGCAGUCCCAGUUCGGGGAAGAAAUAUGCUCAGUUGCUUUCAUUGCUCUUGACAUCCCUCCACCAGUGGGGCCACUCUGGAUCCUAGGUGCCUCGUUCAUAGGACAGUAUUACACUGAAUUUGAUCGGCGCAACAACCGGAUUGGAUUUGCAACAUCUCUCUGAACUUUAUGUCAAGAAAAUAUGGAAAACUUGAAAUAAGGGAAAUAUUCCCUUGGCAUCCACAUAAAAAACACUCCUGUGUUGCCAAACUAACAUCAAUAGAAAAAAACAUAAAAUCUAUCUUUGUGUGUGGUGUAGGAAGUGGUAUUCUUUAAUUAUUUAUACUUGAUUUGAUGUGGUCAUUAAAAGUACUUGACCUCUUAUUACUAGUUACAGUAAGUGUUUUGAAUGGCAGAAUGGCUAGACCACACAUUAAAUCUGGUGUUUGGUUACUGAAACCAAAAGCCUUCCUGUUCAGACAGCACUUCUGUAACUUCACAUAUUUUUACAAGCAAAAAAAAACAAUAAUGAUGCAUAAUUUCAGAGUUGCUUAGUUUACUUUAGUCUCCCCAAUAAUACAGUUAAUUUUUAUGUGACUUUAAUCUUUACACUGCAUAAUGAGAAAUGAAUGCAAUAAACAUAAAAGAGAAAAUAUAUUAUACAAAUAAAAA
Xenopus laevis (African clawed frog) is the source of this 1976-nucleotide messenger RNA. RefSeq names its product renin S homeolog (gene ren.S). Lineage: Eukaryota; Metazoa; Chordata; Amphibia; Anura; Pipidae. The transcript is spliced from 9 exons. Bases 316 to 1488 code for a protein of 390 amino acids. The record is from RefSeq and is a predicted model, not a curated record.